CCCAAUCGGAAUAGUGUCACAAAAUUUGACAAAUCCAUUCGUGUCAUUCUUGUCGUAUUCUGUUCGUAAAAUUGUUUCUCAAAAUUUACCGGGAACAUUAAUAUAAUUUGUUAAACUUGGGUAACCCAUUUACUUUACCUUGAAACAAAAUGUGGAACGAUCAAUCUGUGGCCGGUGGCGGCUUUUUUAAUUCUCCAAAUCAAUUUGGGAAUGCUGCCACGCCUAAUCAAGCACAAAAAACUGGUCGAAGAGCAUCCCGUACUGCCCCUAUUGUCAUUAGACAAGCUUUACACUGUGGUGAUGAUGGGGUAAAGAUUUGGGGGACUGAGAUACAAAUUGUUUCUGUAGUAGCCCGAGUAAGAAAUAUUAGAACACAAAGCACGAAAAUAACAUACACAAUUCAAGAUAUAACAGGAAGAAUGAGAGCAGUUUUGUGGUUAGAUCAAGAUGCCAUGGAUGAAGAUGAUAAAUCAGCACCAAGAAUCCAAGUAAAUGAUUAUGUACAAAUUUUUGGUAAUGUGAAAACUAAUAAAGGGAAGAAGGUCCUGAUGGCAUUUAAAAUCAUGCCAGUAAGUGAUGUCAAUGAAAUCACUUUCCAUUAUUUGCAAUGUAUUAACAAUAAGGUUAAGAUGGAAGCUGAUUCAAAGAAGGAAAAAAUUGUGACUAAUAAUGUCAUAUCUUCUGGACUACCAGUCAAUUCUAUGGUGGGCAUGGCUGAUAAUAAUCAAUCUGUAAAUGGAUUAAAUGCCCGCCAAAUGAUGGUUUUCAAUCUCAUACGAGCAUCCAAUUUAGAACAAGGAAUAAGCAAGGAUGAUAUGUAUACGACACUGAAAGAUCGCAUGUCAAAAACAGAGUUUGAACAAAUUCUCGAUUGGAUGUGUGGUGAGGGUCAUAUUUAUUCUACAAUUGAUGAAGAACAUUUCCGAGCUACUGAUGCUUUUUAAGACUUUUUGUUUAAAAAAAAAAACUUUCAUCUAGUUUUCCCCUUUCAUGUUUUUAAAAGUAUAUUUUUAAAUAAAAUCUUUAUACACA
Galleria mellonella (greater wax moth) is the source of this 1032-nucleotide messenger RNA. RefSeq names its product replication protein A 32 kDa subunit (gene RPA2). The transcript is spliced from 6 exons. The record is from RefSeq and is a predicted model, not a curated record. Gene Ontology annotation, cellular component: nucleus; DNA replication factor A complex; chromosome, telomeric region. Gene Ontology annotation, molecular function: DNA binding. Lineage: Eukaryota; Metazoa; Arthropoda; Insecta; Lepidoptera; Pyralidae. Gene Ontology annotation, biological process: nucleotide-excision repair; DNA replication; double-strand break repair via homologous recombination. Bases 150 to 944 code for a protein of 264 amino acids.